AUGGCAACGCCCCAGAAUUCAACCGGAGAAAAUGGCUUUUGUUUCGCUCAGACACUCAACUUCUCCCACCCGUCUCCUCCUCCUGGCGAGGCCGGCCGGACCUUCGACGCCCCGAGCAGGCGGGAGCCAUGCGGCACCCCGCUGAGCAACGGCACGGCAUCUUCUGGCGUGCCCAGCCCCUCCGACUCGUGCGCCGAACCCCUCUGCUCCACCAACCCGGGAGAGGAGGAGACCCAGUUCGGCAAAGGGAUUAAAUAUGUGUCGGCUGAAGGGGAGGAACUGGCAUGCGGCUGGGGGGGGUUCACCCCCAGGUGCUGCCAGCUCUUUAACACGUCCAAGGGCAUCUUGUUCUUCCUCUGCGUGGCCUCCUUCCUGCAAGGCAUGACGGUGAAUGGCUUCAUCAACACGGUCAUCACCUCCAUCGAGCGGCGCUUCGACCUCCGCAGCUAUCAGAGCGGGCUGAUCGCCAGCUCCUACGACAUCGCAGCAUGCAUCUGCUUGACCUUUGUCAGCUAUUUUGGGGGAAACGGACACAAACCGCAAUGGCUGGGUUGGGGCGUGCUGGUCAUGGGCUUGGGCUCCCUGCUCUUUGCCUUGCCCCACUUCACCACGGGACGGUACGAGGCGCAUUCGGCGGCGGAGGUGGGCAUCUGCGGGGGGAACCAGAGCCUGCCCUGUGCCCAGGCUGCCUCCAGCCUCUCUGGCUACAGGUUCGUCUUCAUGCUGGGGCAGUUCCUGCACGGGAUGGGAGCCACGCCGCUCUACACGCUCGGCGUCACCUAUUUAGAUGAAAACGUCAAGACUAACUACUCCCCUGUGUACAUUGCUGUUUUCUACACUGCUGCAAUCCUUGGGCCUGCAGCGGGUUAUCUGGUAGGAGGAAUGUUUCUAAAUAUUUAUACUGAAAUUGGCAGAGAGAUUGACAUCACCCCAGAGAACACGCUGUGGGUGGGAGCAUGGUGGAUCGGCUUCCUUGGGGCCGGAGCAGCCUCCCUCCUCAUCUCCAUCCCCAUCCUGGGGUAUCCCCAGCGCCUCCCAGGAUCCCAGCGGUAUAUCGUUAUGAGGGUGUCAGAGGCUCAUCAGCUAAAGGAUGGGAGCCACAAAAAAGCAUCGGAUCCGGACUUUGGGAAAACAGUUAAAGAUCUGCCUCGAUCAGUACUGCUGCUUCUGAAGAACCCCACCUUCAUCUUCCUCUGCUUAGCGGGAGCGACCGAAGCCACCCUCAUUGCUGGGAUGUCCACAUUUGGACCCAAGUUCCUGGAGUCUCAGUUUAGUUUAAGUGCCUCUGAAGCUGCUACCUUUUUUGGUUAUCUGGUUGUGCCAGCUGGAGGGGGAGGCACAUUCCUGGGAGGAUUCCUUGUGAAUAAAUUUAAACUGCGCUGUUCAGGAAUCAUCAAAUUGUGUUUACUUUGCACAGUGUCGAGUCUGCUGGCUAUAUUCAUUUUUUUUAUUCACUGCCCUAACAUGCCGAUGGCAGGAGUAACCCAGAUGUACGAGGGAAGUGCUUUGCCUGGUGGCCGCCUAAACCUGACAGCAGCCUGCAACACCGAGUGUGACUGUCUACAGGAGACCUACAGCCCUGUCUGCGGGAGCGAUGACAUUAUGUAUUACUCUCCCUGCCAUGCCGGGUGCAAAAAAGUGUCUGAAAACCUCAGGAAUGGCAAGAAGGUCUAUCACGAGUGUAGCUGCGUUGAGAAGACUGUUCUGCCCGGCCCCGGCGACGCAGAGGCAGGGAAAUGCACCUCCUCUUGUGCGAAAAGGCCCCUGCUCCUGUUCUUCAUGUUCAUGGUGAUCCUCUUCACCUUUCUGAGCAGUAUUCCUGCCCUGACAGCCACGCUGCGGUGUGUCUCUGACAGGCAAAGGUCAUUCGCACUCGGGAUCCAGUGGAUUGUAGUACGAACGCUAGGAGGCAUCCCUGGCCCCAUCGCCUUUGGGUCCAUGAUCGACAAAUCCUGCCUGCUCUGGCAGGACCAGUGCGGCGAGCAAGGUUCUUGCUAUGUUUACCAGAACUCAGCCAUGAGCCGAUACACCCUCAUCGCUGGACUGGUCUACAAGGUGCUUGGGACAACCUUCUUUAUAGUCUCCUGUUUACUCUACAAACCCCCGCCACCAGAGUUGGCUCCGGGCAGCUCGGAUGCAUCUGAAAAUGGCAACUGUGACCUCCAGGAACACAAACCUUCGCUGCCGGCUGAAGAGGAUAUAUAGCGCUGUACACGUGCAAGUGACUUUCUCAGUCUCAAAAAUACGAUGAGAAGACAUUACGCACUCCCUAGGGGUUUUUAGAUUAAUGGUAAAAUUAUCACUUUUUUUAGUUCAAGAUAAAUAAUUUAAUUAACCACUGGUGUGCUUGCUAUUAACAGCAGAAGCACAUUUAAAAUUGUGCGCUGAUGCCAUAUGCAGUUAUUUAAUUUUAUUUAAAGAAAGGGCUACCACAGCUUUAUUCUAUGUCUGUGACAAGCAAGGACCGCAUCCUCCACUCGUGGAAAUAAGCACCGGUAACUCCAAUGGAGCAUGUGGGGUUUAAA
Messenger RNA from Pygoscelis adeliae (Adelie penguin), 2525 nucleotides. RefSeq names its product solute carrier organic anion transporter family, member 4A1 (gene SLCO4A1). Gene Ontology annotation, cellular component: membrane. Bases 1 to 2205 code for a protein of 734 amino acids. The transcript is spliced from 11 exons. Gene Ontology annotation, biological process: transmembrane transport; sodium-independent organic anion transport. NCBI's taxonomy places the organism in Eukaryota, Metazoa, Chordata, Aves, Sphenisciformes, Spheniscidae. Gene Ontology annotation, molecular function: protein binding. The record is from RefSeq and is a predicted model, not a curated record.